Messenger RNA from Amblyraja radiata (thorny skate), 1486 nucleotides. RefSeq names its product potassium channel, subfamily K, member 12 (gene kcnk12). Gene Ontology annotation, biological process: stabilization of membrane potential; potassium ion transmembrane transport. The transcript has 2 exons. Gene Ontology annotation, molecular function: potassium ion leak channel activity; outward rectifier potassium channel activity. The record is from RefSeq and is a predicted model, not a curated record. The coding region runs from base 1 to 1236 and encodes 411 amino acids. Gene Ontology annotation, cellular component: plasma membrane. Lineage: Eukaryota; Metazoa; Chordata; Chondrichthyes; Rajiformes; Rajidae.
AUGGGCAGCGGCGGAGCCCGGGGCUGCGCUCUGCUCCACCUCAACGAGGACAACGGGCGCUUGGUGCUGCUCGCUCUGCUCAUCGUGGCUUACCUGCUGUGCGGCGCCGCCGUCUUCUCCGCCAUCGAGCGGCCGGCCGAGCUGGAGGCGAGGAGCAGGUGGAACCGCACGCUGCACAACUUCGCCGACAAGUUCCACAUCGCCGGCGGCGAGCUGAGCGCCUUCCUGCGGGACUACGAGGUGGCCGUCGCGACGGGCAUCCACUCCGACAGCCUGAGACCCAGGUGGGACUUCACCGGAGCCUUUUACUUCGUGGGCACCGUGGUGUCCACCAUCGGUUUUGGCAUGACAACUCCAGCGACAGUGACUGGGAAAGUGUUUCUGAUAUUUUACGGCCUUCUUGGAUGCGCAGGGACUAUUCUGUUCUUCAACCUCUUUCUCGAGCGCACCAUCACGCUGCUAGCUUUCAUCAUGAAGGCGUGUUACCAGAGGCAGCUGCAGAACAAGGGCCUGCUGCCUCCCAUCAUUGGCCGCCAGUCUGCCCUCAUGGACGCGGCCAGCCUGGCGGGAUGGAAGCCGUCUGUGUACUACAUCAUGCUGAUCCUGGCCAUUGCCGCUGUGGUGAUAUCCUGCUGUGCUUCCGCCAUGUACACGCCAGUGGAAGGGUGGAACUACACCGACUCACUGUACUUCUGCUUCGUCACCUUCAGUACUAUUGGCUUUGGGGAUCUCGUCAGCAGCCAGAACGCGGCCUACACUAAUCAGGGAUUGUACAGAUUUGGUAAUUUUGUAUUCAUACUCUUGGGGGUGUGCUGCAUCUACUCGCUCUUCAAUGUUAUCUCCAUCGUGAUCAAACAGUUCCUCAACUGGUUGAUGAAGAAGCUGGAGUGCGGUUGCUGCCCGAGAUGUCGGAGGGGGAAGAUGCGCACUGGACGUCGUAACGCCAUCACGCCGGGGCAGUCCCGCAUCCGCAGGAACCACGUCCUGGUGGAGGAGGACGAGCCGUGCGACAGUGACACCGAGGGAAGGAGGCUCUCUGGGGAGAUGAUCUCCAUGAGGGACUUGACUGCCUCCAACAAGGUGUCCCUUGCCAUCCUGCAGAAGCAACUGUCAGAAACUGCCAACGGCUACCCCAGGAGAGUGUGCAUCAACACAAGGCAGAACGGCUUCUCGGGAGGGGUGGGAGCUUUGGCCAUCAUGAAUAACAGGUUAGCGGAGACCAGUGAGACAAGGUGAUAAGUACAAGGCCUCACCAGCAAUCAGGGUGGUCUGAUUUCAUUCAGCAAAUGCAUCGACGGGCAACUCAUGCCGGUGUCUUCUACAGCACAGCUCCAUGACACUGUGAGAGUGUCGCUGCAUCUCACUCCACAUACACUGCAUCCUCUGAGGCUACGUCAGAGUUUUUUCUCCCAAUGCAGGAGGUAUAAUCUCUUCCCACAUGCCAUUUUGUUGCCUGCAGUAUUUCCUCGAAGGAUUAAAUGUCUCC